Drechmeria coniospora is the source of this 846-nucleotide messenger RNA. RefSeq lists its product as uncharacterized. Lineage: Eukaryota; Fungi; Ascomycota; Sordariomycetes; Hypocreales; Ophiocordycipitaceae. The record is from RefSeq and is a predicted model, not a curated record. The transcript is spliced from 2 exons. Bases 1 to 846 code for a protein of 281 amino acids.
AUGAAGAAGGCAUCAUCACCAGCGGGGGCGGUGAUCCCUGACGCGUGGGAUGACGAUUGGGAGUCGCGAGUCGAUACCUUUGCGCGCGAGCAACGGCAACCAACGCCCCAAAACGUCGUCGACGAGGCAUCCCUCUCCAAAACCGAGCGGCUCCAGCGACACGCCGAGACGAAUCGGAAACUGUGGGAGUCAGCCGACGCAAGCCAGACCUUCCACUUCCUCGAGGCCAGCAACGCGGUCCCCCUGACAUCCACCUUCAAGCCCCAGGUGAAGGUCCUCAGCCGCAAACCCAUGCUCGCCAGGCGCGAUCCCGUCACGGGUCUGUCGCAGCUCACCCUUGACAACGACGACGACGACGCCGAGUCGGACGGCAAAGGCGUUCAGCUGUCCCCCGAAGAGAUCCGCGCCAAGCAGAAGCGCGAUCGCGAGGAAAAGCAGCGGCGGUACGACGAGGCGCGCGCCAAGAUCUUUGGAGAGUCCGCGCCAUCGUCGGCCGGCUCCUCGCCCGGCACCGUCACGCCUCCUCGAGCCGACUCAGGUCGAUUUCCUUCCCAGGGCCGAGGGCGGGCGCGUGGAGGGCGCGCCUCCAACUUUGACGGCACCCGCCAUCAGCCGGACAUGAGGCGGCAGAACUUGCCGAGCGGGCCGUCCAGGGAGCUCUACAACCCGAACCACUCCCCCAGACAGGAGUCUCUCUCGCGGAGGCGAACGCCGGAUGGCGAGCCGUCCAAGAGCUCGCAGGCCAUAAAAGAGGACAUGUAUCAGCCGAUUCGGGCACCGAGAGGACCCGACGGCACCGGCAAAGGGUUUGCCUUUGCGCGACGAGCGGCGGCCAACGGCAGUUGA